UAUUAAUGUUCUAUGGGUCACUGAACUGUCUGACUGAAGGAGAAGAGGAAGCUGCUCAGCUGAUGUCUCUGGGAAACUGUCUGUGCUGUGACUUGUAGUCCCACAGAAGCCCCAGACAUACAGGUUCAGACACACGAGCUGGUGGGACAUCACUGCGACCAGUGAUUGGCUGAGCAGCAUUGCGACGUAGCGCAGCUCCAUGAAGUGCAAUUGCGGUAGAAGCAGGAUGCCAAAACCAAAGGCUGCGAGGCAGUUCAAGGACUACCACCAGGGGGUGCUCACUGACAAAGAACAAGGCACAGCAGAUUCACAACUCUGGUUUCAAUAGACAUCAUCUGUGCAAUAAGGCACAUGAUGACUUUAAUAAACUUUUUCUUUGUGUACCUUGACUUGUGAGCCCUUUCUUUCCUAAAAACCAUGUCCUUCAUAUCCACAUGUAUAUGUUAGCCUUGCCUCUUUUAGCAUUGUCUAGACAUUAGCCUAAAGAGCUUGCAAUCAAUUAUGAACGAUGCUUGUUUGCCUCCCUGAUUAUGGGGACAUAUCAGUAUAAAGAACAGUUAGGAGGAAGAUGUAUGGGAGGGUGGAGUUGUCUUUGUUGGGGUGGGAGUUAUUUGGGAGGUAUGAAGGAUUUUUGGGAGGUGCCACAGAGAGCUUACUAUUAAUAUUGAGUCUGUAUAGCUGAUCUCUUUAAUUGUCAUCCUUUUCUUUGUGGUCUGGGAAUUCUGCUACUGAGUCACUAUGUCCACGUCACAAAGGCUGGUUCUGGUUCUUGGAGGAGCUGGUACGGUUGGGUCAGGAAUUGUAAAAUGCCUUUUGGAGAAAGGGUUCCAGGUGGCUGUAAUUUCCAGAGAGAAUUCUCGCUUGGAGAAGCUGAUGAAUUUUGUGCCAGCGCAAUACAAAGAGAGACUUCACACCAUGGUUGGAGAUGUGGGCUCUGAGCAGGGAGCACAGGAGGCGGCAGCUGCUUUGGUCAGCAAAGUGGGAAAAGUGACUGAUGUGGUGUCUUCGCUGGGGUUCAGCUGGUGGCAGGGUGGUCCACCCCAUACACAGUCAUUGCAGGAACUGCAGAAGGUGCUGGAUACUUUACUUCUUAGCACAUUUACAUCCUGGAAGGCCUUUUUUCCAUUGGUAAAAGAUAAUCCAAAUGGAACAUACACAUUUAUUACUGGGGGAGCUGGUGAACGUUUGCUCAUGCCUGGCACUGGAUUCCUAACCUUGGGUGCAGCAGGAGCACUGGCAUUUUCUCAAGUGGUUCGUGAGGAGUAUCCUGAUGUUCCAUGUAAACUGAAUGAGGUAAAAAUCAAUAUGGGUGUUGCUCCUCCAGAACGCCUUGGACCAGGGUACGUGAGUCAUUUGGAGGUAGGAGAAGCAGUUGCAUCACUGGUGGAAAAAAGGAGGGUGUCUCAUACAGUACUGUGUGCCAACUCCACCACUGACCUCAAGACGCUCAUCUUAGAAGGGAAGCUGUGAGCUUUGAGAGCAAGUCCUGGUGUAUGAAAUCUGUCUCACAUCCCUUGUGUGUACUUUAAGAAACCUGUCCACUAUGUCCAUGUGUACAAUGCCAUCAUUCCUCUUCCUGUCGAGUAACCUCUCGGAGAAUGUCAACACCAUUACUGAUAAAUCUCCUUAGAACAUAGUCCUCACCAAGCUCUAUGACCUCUAAUCCUUUGGGAACAAAGAGGGCUAUCUCUUUAAGGGCCCAAUGGUUUGUUUUAAAUUUUUUGUUUGCUUUUUUUCCCCCAAUACCUUGCAUGAGACCAGAUUUCUCCUGAAUAAUUCAUUGAAGAAGCUAUGACUGUAGGAAAGUAACAAUCCUAAUCUGUUCUACUGGACUUUAGUUUCGGCCCCCCGUUUUGGACUAUGCAUUUUACAGCCUGUAAUUUCAGUCUGUGUCCUUAACACCUGAUUGUUCUAUUUUCCUUUUCUUUGGGAGUUUAAUAAUGAAGAGAUGAUUUUAUAAAUUCAUCCCCUGACCAUCUGUUGUAAUCUCUGAUGGCUCCAACAUGCUACACCCCUCCCUUUUUAUCUCCUCACCAAUCCAGUCUAAAGCGCACUGUUCUAUGUGAAUUAAAUAAAACUUGAUAAAAUAAUAUUCUUGCAUAUUGUGU
This is a messenger RNA of Hyla sarda, 2108 nucleotides long. RefSeq lists its product as uncharacterized. The record is from RefSeq and is a predicted model, not a curated record. Gene Ontology annotation, biological process: fatty acid beta-oxidation. The transcript has 8 exons. Gene Ontology annotation, molecular function: 2,4-dienoyl-CoA reductase (NADPH) activity. Lineage: Eukaryota; Metazoa; Chordata; Amphibia; Anura; Hylidae. The coding region runs from base 739 to 1470 and encodes 243 amino acids. Gene Ontology annotation, cellular component: mitochondrion.